AUGACAUGCGCUGCAGAAAAUGCUGCCAGCGUCGACCAGUCGCACUUCUGGGACGGUGAAAACCUCAACUGGGAGGCGCACAGGAUCGGGUGGGCCAUUGCUGGCGGAUGUGCCGUCCUGACGUUGAUCAUCACGACGCUCUCGGUCGGCCAGCAUUGUCGGAGCUACACGAAUCCCGCUGAACAGAGACAAAUACUACGAAUCUUGUACAUGCCUGCAAUAUACGCAAUCAUUUCGUUCUUUUCAUAUCGCUUUUUUCGGAGUUACACAUACUAUUCGUUGGUCGAAAUCGCCUAUGAGGCCAUCACCCUCAGUGCAUUCUUGUUAUUGAUCAUAGAAUACGUCGCAGCCACUGCGUCGGGGCACGACGCGCACGCCGCCAUCGAGCGCAAGGACAAGUCCCCUCUUCCUAUUCCCUUCUGCUGCUGGCGGUACAGACCGACCAAGGCCUACUUCAUGUACACAGUCAAAUGGUCCGUCCUGCAGUACGUGAUCAUAAGACCAGCAUGCUCGGUAGCAGGUAUCAUCUGCGAGAAGAUGGGCGUCCUCUGCGAGGCGGAGGGCUUCGACCCGCGCUACGCCCGCGUCUACAUCGAGGCCAUCAACUUCGUCAGCAUCAGUGUCGCGCUGUACGGGCUCCUGCUGUUCUACGACCUGAUGAAGGACGAGCUGCACGGGCGCCGCCCGCUCGCGAAGUUCCUGAGUAUCAAGCUCAUCGUGAUGUUCACGUUCUACCAGUCAUUCGUUUUCACUGCUCUGGAAGGGCACGUCAUACACGAAACGCAGUAUUGGACGGUGUCGAAUAUCAAGAAUGGCCUGAACGCGUUGGCGAUUUGCAUCGAGAUGGUCUUCUUCUCCAUCCUCAUGUGGUGGGCCUACACCCCAAAAGAGUACAAGCGCAAAACGGGCGAGCCUCCGACGAGCGUGUGGCGCCCGCUGUGGGAUAGCAUCAACCUGUCCGACUUCGCCGCCGAGAUCAGCGGCUCCUUCCGCUUCUUCAUCGAGUACCUGCGCGGGAAGCCGCACACGCGCGGGCACGGGCACCGCGCGCUGAACACGUCGGGGCGCCCAAAGAUGGACUUUGGGGAGGCGUUCGGGGUGCGCCCGGGCGUGUACCCUGUGUAUCCCGUCGCGGCGCCGAUGGAUACUGGUUUGGGAGGUGCAGGUGGUUUGGCUGGCUCUGGGGGCGGGGAUGGUUAUGGCGGAGGCGCGGGUGGUACGGCGGGUGGGGCAGGUGGGUAUGGGUACGGGGGAAGGGGGAACGGAAGGGGGAGAGGAGGAGGAGGAGAGGAGGACGCGUACGCGUAUGGGUAUGGUGGGUAUGGGGGAGACCCCGACUCGGAUGCGGAUAAUAUACGGCUGUCGCCGUAUACGUACGCCGGGGUGCCAAAUGCGUCCAGCCCGAACGUGCGGACGUAG
Pleurotus ostreatus (oyster mushroom) is the source of this 1419-nucleotide messenger RNA. RefSeq lists its product as uncharacterized. Gene Ontology annotation, biological process: transport. The transcript has 17 exons. Gene Ontology annotation, molecular function: transporter activity. Lineage: Eukaryota; Fungi; Basidiomycota; Agaricomycetes; Agaricales; Pleurotaceae. Bases 1 to 1419 code for a protein of 472 amino acids. The record is from RefSeq and is a predicted model, not a curated record.